Messenger RNA from Alosa sapidissima (American shad), 2634 nucleotides. RefSeq names its product rhotekin 2 (gene rtkn2). The record is from RefSeq and is a predicted model, not a curated record. Gene Ontology annotation, biological process: hemopoiesis; positive regulation of cell population proliferation. Lineage: Eukaryota; Metazoa; Chordata; Actinopteri; Clupeiformes; Clupeidae. The coding region runs from base 168 to 1967 and encodes 599 amino acids. The transcript is spliced from 12 exons.
ACCCCUGAAAGGGCAGUGAACUGGCUAGAUUGUGUCAUUUCCCGAGACGAGCGGGAGAUUCAAAACACAACCAGAGUCUGGUGCAUAUCCUGGGAUACAAUUGUGCAUUCUCUAGGGCAGUCAAAAUCUGCGAAAUUAACUUCGCUUCAAAAGGGUUUCCUGUCGCAAUGACUGACUGGAGGAAUACAGACGAACAACAGGCUCGUGAUGUGUAUGAGCGUGAGGUUCGUGUAAGGGACGCGGCGUACAGACUCCUGCAGCUCUGUACCCACAAAGAGCAGAAACUGGAGGCCACCAAGAACAUCCUUACCUCCAGUGCCAGAAUACACACACACCGCACCUACAGGCCCCGAACCCCAGAGCGGCCAGGCUGCAGAGGAAGAGUCGCCCUCUCAGGUCUGCGAAUUCCACUCAUGUGGAGAGACUCUGAUCAUUUCAACAACAAAGGAAGUUCGCGAUCCGUCGCUGUGUUCAGUUUGAUGAUUCUGGGUCGCCAUGUUCUGGACUCUGAGAUGCAGGUGGUGGACCGGAACAUGACGGACAUCUGCUUCAAUGGACAGAGUGUGUUUGAGGAGGUGGAGUCGGACUUCGACUUGAGGCUAGAGCUCUACAGCUGUUCCAUGGGGGAGGCUCCACCCCUCACUGCCACGCCCAGGAAACUGGCCAAUAAGCUUCGCUCAUCUCUGGGGAAGGCUGCAGGAAGGAAACUUCAACCAGAGCCCGACUCUAUGCAGGAUGACUUCCUAGAGACACACCCCCUGCCAACGGGCGUGUCCUUUUCUUUGUUGGCGUUUACCUCAUUGGGCCUGGAGCAGGUUGGGCGAGACUUCCUGUCUCACUCACUCAACGUCACGCAGACUGCGGAGUCGUCGUCAUGGUUACCCCUGUACGGGAGUGUGUGCUGUCGCCUGCUCGCUCAGCCCGACUGUGUGAGACUACCAGCACACAGCGGGACCCUCUGCCAGCAGGUGUGUGUGGAGGGAGUGUUUCGGUCCUGCAGUCUGCACUGUGAGCUGCAGGGGGCGACGCUGAGCUGCUGGUUCAGCCCUGAAGAGGUCCAAGCCAAGCUGGCCCCAUUCCUCACGCUGCCCAUCACUAUGGACACGUGUGUGAGAAUCCUGAGGGACCAGCAUGGCUCCGCCUCCAUGACCAUCAGCACUCCUGGCUCCGCCUCCAGCAGUCAUGUGUUCCGAGGCCCUGCCCCUGACCUGCAUGACUGGGCUGCUGUACUCUCCCAACACACACACGACCUGCGUUCCUGGAAGCAGUGCUGUGAUGAGCUCAUGCAGAUCGAGCUUUUGUCUCCCCGAAAACCACCGCUCUUCCAAGCAAAACAGCCAGAAACUGUUUACAGUGAACUAAGCAUCAACUCUCCUGGCAAGUUUGAGAGUGUGACCGACAUCAUCCACAACAAGAUCGAGGACACUGGAGGCCGCUUUCUGAUUGGUCAGGAGGAGCAACUGGAGCCUCCUAAUUGGUCAGCUAUGUUUGAGGGCUCCCGCCCCCUGGUGGUGCAGAAGGUGGUGAUGUCUCCAGGGGAGGAGCCCCACCAAUCCUGCUUCAGUCCAGUCGCUCGGGGAAACAAGAAACGCAAAGCCCCGCCUCCCCCUCAGGACAAACUGCCGUAUGCACCGCCCACUCCGACAGUGUCAUCCCAGCCGUCCAAUCAGGAGAAGAGGAGGGUGUUAAAGCCACAGGAGAACCUCUCUACAGAUACAUCGUCCAAUCUGGAGAAGAGGAAGGAGUUAAAGGCGGUUCCUCGGUCAGGACGGCGGUCUCUUGACAGCAAGUUCUCCUCCGUCAUACAACAGCUGCAGAAAAAAGCUUCCUCCAACCAAAGCGCUCUACAGACAACUGCCUCAACCAAUAGGAACCCUCCACUGAGCCUACAGCAGCCACCAGUCCCUGCCCCCCGGCACAAACUGAGGAAGUCGUUCAGGCAGAUCAUGAACCCUAAAGCCUUCUGAGCCUUUUGAACCUAACCCUGACCCUGCAUCUCAGCACCCUAAACCCCAACCCUGACCCUGCAUCUCAGCCCCCUAAACCCCAACCCAUUUGAACUAGUCAGCACCCUAAACCCCAACCCAUUUGAACCAGUCUUAUCUCCAAUAUACUUAUAACCAAUCAGCUACUGUAGUUAUCUUAAACAAUAUCCCAUCAGUUACUAUAGUUACCUUUGCUCUAAUCCUAACCCCUCAUCUGUAGUAUCUACUCAUUAUCAGUGACAUUUACUCUAAUCCUAACCCAUUAUCUGUAGUAUCUAAUCGUUGUCUGCCACUUUUAAUGAAGUCAGGCAUCAGGGGUGUUGAUGUUGGUAUUAAUCUAUGUUUUGAGAGUUUUGGAUUUUGAAUGGUUUAAUUAAUAUGAUAAUAUUGUUAAGCAAGUCCUUCAGAUGUCACUACCAUGUUGUGAUAUAAAAUGAUUUAUGUGAUUGGUUGCCUUUAAUGAUACGCAGCCCUUUUUUUGUGUAUUUUAUUACAAACAUGUCACUGCUGCUAAAGAUCAGAUCUAUAAAUGGACAGUUUUGUCAUGUUGCACCCAAAGCUGAUAGUGCUCUUAGAGCAGUGGUGGGCAAACUUUUUGGCUCAAGGGCCACAUUGGGUUUUCAAAAAUUGGCUGGCGGGCCGCACAACU